Molecule: messenger RNA, 312 nt
Organism: Effrenium voratum
Lineage: Eukaryota; Dinophyceae; Suessiales; Symbiodiniaceae
Source: the annotation of a GenBank genome assembly
AUGCGCCCCCCUCUGCGAGACGGACAUCCAUCUUGGAGGGGGAAGAGGUGCCAGAUCGCCAUCGAGGCCCACUUCCUGGCGGAGCGCAUGAGCCUUUGGCGGCGCCUUGCUGCCCAGCGCAGGCUUCAUCCUCUUUUUCCAGAUGUGCCAAUGGCGGCAGGAUCAGGUCCGAGCUUUCGACCCUUCCAUGGCUGCGCCAACCAGCGGCACGACGAGCGAUACGGUGUAAGCAUUGGUCCACGCUCAAUCAACUGCGCCGCCGUGGAGCUGACGAGCCGAAUCGGAGGCAAGAGCUCUGGCCGGAUUUUAUGA